Messenger RNA from Oncorhynchus kisutch (coho salmon), 9310 nucleotides. RefSeq names its product nuclear receptor coactivator 3. Bases 280 to 4827 code for a protein of 1515 amino acids. The record is from RefSeq and is a predicted model, not a curated record. The transcript is spliced from 23 exons. Gene Ontology annotation, cellular component: nucleus. Gene Ontology annotation, molecular function: protein dimerization activity; nuclear receptor binding. Lineage: Eukaryota; Metazoa; Chordata; Actinopteri; Salmoniformes; Salmonidae. Gene Ontology annotation, biological process: positive regulation of transcription by RNA polymerase II; cellular response to hormone stimulus.
CUCAGCACAAGCUGGCUUCAUUCUCUUCGAGAGUGUUUCCCAUUUAAACAAACACAGUGCUGAAGAUGGCGGAGAGUUAAUAGGGAAAGGAAGAAGCAAUUGGUGCGCUCACAGAGAUAUAUCUAUUUGGGUAGAAUACCAGUAGACCAGUCCAGGACCAUUAUCUGCAGGAGAGAAAUUGUCUCGUCCACUCUAGGCUCCGUCACAAGGAUGUGAAGUUCAAUGACGUUGGAUUUCAUAAUUUAUACUCUGCUGAAGAGGUGCUGAUAUGUGUACACGAUGAGCGGACUGGGGGACAACUCCAUGGAGCCUCUGAGCUCGGAAAACCGAAAACGCAAGCUUUCCACCUGCGACACGCCCGGUCUGGGGUGUGAGCGGAGACGGCGGGAGCAGGAGACUAAAUACAUCGAGGAGCUGGCCGAAUUGAUCUCUGCCAACCUCGGUGACAUCGACAGCUUCAACGUCAAGCCAGACAAGUGUGCCAUCCUCAAGGAGACGGUGCGCCAGAUCAGACAAAUAAAAGAGCAGGGCAAAGCGUCCUCCAAUGAUGACGAUGUACAGAAGUCGGACGUGUCCUCCACGGGACAGGGGGUCAUAGACAAAGACCACCUCGGGCCGCUUCUGCUUCAGGCCCUGGAUGGUUUUCUGUUUGUGGUGAACCGGGAGGGCAGCAUAGUGUUUGUGUCUGACAACGUGACCCAGUACCUGCAGUACAAACAGGAGGAGCUCAUCAACACCUCCGUCUACAACAUCCUCCAUGAGGACGACAGGGAGGAGUUCCACAAGAACCUGCCCAAGACCAAUGUUAAUGGGGUGUCCUGGGGUGGGGAGGCGCCACGUCAGAAGAGCCACACCUUCACCUGUCGCAUGCUGGUCAAGUUUGGCCACACCCACGGACCUGUGGAGGAGGGACCAGGAGGGCCGCGCUACGAGACCAUGCAAUGCUUCGCCUUGACCCAGCCCAAGGCCAUGAUCGAAGAGGGGGAAGACCUGCAGUCGUGUAUGAUCUGUGUGGCCCGUCGUGUGACUGCUGUAGAGAGAACAGAGAGCUUCAACACCCGGCACGAGCUCUCAGGUAAGCUGAUCCAGAUAGACCAGAACUCGCUGCGUGCGUCAAUGCGUCCUGGCUGGGAGGAUCUGCUGAGGCGCUGUAUCCAGAUGUUCCUACAGCACAGUGACGGACAACCCUGGUCCCACAAACGCCAUUAUCACGAGGCUUUCCUACAGGGUCACGCUGAGACCCCCCUGUACCGUUUUUCUCUCUCGGACGGAACCCCUGUUACGGCCCAGACCAAGAGUAAGCUGUAUCGCCACCCCAUGAGCAACGAGGCCCAGGGCUUCAUAUCCACCCACCUGCUACAGAGGGAGCAGCAUGGCUAUCGCUCUGCCCAGGGCGGGGGCAUGAUGCCAGGGCCUAUGAGGCAGCAGGGCAUGGGGGGCCCCAACCCCAACGCCCAGAUGAACAUGCCCCCUGGUGGAGGUAUGGGGGGUAUGAACCGGGGCUACGGGCCCAUGAACGAACAGAGCCACAUGGGACAGAUGGGAGGGGGUUCAAUGUACGGAGGGAAUGGAGGUGGUGGUGGCGGCAGGGGAGGCAUGGGCAACAGAAUGAUGCAGAUGAAUCAGAUGAAUCAGUUGAACCAGAUGGGCCAGAUGAAUCAGAUGGGUCAUCAGAUGAACCACACAGGUCCAGGGAACCACCCUGGCAUGCAGCAACAUCAGCACCCCCAGCAGCAACAUCAGCAGCCCCCCUUCCAGAGCAGUGGGGGGUAUGGACUGGGGGGUAUGAACAGCCCCUUGGGGAGUCCCCGGAUGAUUGGCCCCCAGCAGGGGCUCCUGAUGUCCCCCCGAAACCGAGGCAGCCCCAAGAUGGGUGCCAGUCAGUACUCACCUGGAGACAUGCACUCCCCCAUUGGCCCUCAUGGAGGAGGAGGUAGCACCUCUUUCUCCAGCAGCUCCCUCAACGCCCUGCAGGCCAUCAGCGAGGGGGUCGGGAGCUCCCUCCCGUCCACCCUCACCUCUCCCUCCCCGGCCAACAAACCAGACAGCUCCCCCAGCGUCCACUCCUCCUCUCAGUCCACCCAGCCCAGUCACCCUGCCAAAUCCGGCCCGGAUGACUCCAAAAGCCCAACAGGAGGCCUGGGUCCUGCGCCCAGCGUGCACCCCCUCCACCAACACCAUCACCACCACCCACACCACCAGUCCGAGAGCUCCGGAGACAGGUUGGACAGCCAGGCCCCGGCAGACAGCAAGGAGCCCAGAGAGGGGGCCAUCGAGGCUGGGGUGAGCUCAGAACCUACCCGGAGAGUCCCAGACGGUAAGGGCCAUAAGAAGCUGCUGCAGCUGCUGACCUCCCCCACUGAGGAGCUGGGGUUAGGGGGAACUGGCUCCGCCUUGCCCUCUAUACCUCCCCCACCAGGCAGCAGCAACACCCCAGCAGGGUCCGACACUAAGGACCCCAUAGGAAGCAUUUCCAGCCCUUCCUCUACUGGAGUAUCCUCCUCUUCCUCAGCCUCCACCAAUCAGGGCCAGGCGUCGGGCACGGCUCUGGCCAAUGCUCUGGCCUCUGCCCACUACACGGCGUCGCUGCAGGAGAAGCACAAGAUCCUCCACAAGCUGCUGCAGAACAGCAACACACCCGAUGAGGUGGCCAAGAUCACAGCCGAGGCCACUGGCAAGGUGACCCUGGGUGGCCAGGAAGUCCCAGGGGAGGUGGGGGCUGGAGGAGCAGGAGGAGUGACAGAGCCUAAGCAAGAGCAGCACAGCCCCAAGAAGGAGAAGACCCACGCUCUCCUCCACUACCUCCUCAACAAGGAUGAUACUAAAGAGCCAGUGGAUGUGAAACCCAAGCCUGAGGAGCUGGAAGGAAAGGGGCCCCCAGGAGCCACUGCCGGCCCCCCACCCAGAGGCCCUGGCGCUGGACCUGGCCCAACAGCUGAACACCCAGAGAGCAAGAUCAAGUCAGAGCCGCCUGAUGAGUUGGACAACCUGGAGUCCAUCCUGGGAGGUUUGAGGGGUUCUGGCUCUGAGUUCUACCCCGAGCAGGGAGGAGGAGGAGGGAACAAGGCCCAGGGUUGCCUCGACGAGAACCUGCAAGGGAGUUCGGGGAUGGCCCCUGGCCCACGAGGGCCCUUCCAGAGGGCCAUGUCAGCAGACGCCAAGCCUGGAGUGGUGGGGAGGCGCCCCAUGCUCAUCAAACAAGAGAACAUGAUGGGCAGCCCAGAAGGAUACCCAGGGAACAUGGGUGUUUGUCCGCGAGGCGUUGGAACAAGGCCGAUGAACAGGGGCAUGGGGGUUUCCCAGCGCUCUCCCAUGGGGGGGUCAGGGGAUUGGGGGAUGCCCCGCUCCUGCGCCAGCCCUGUGGGCUCAGCCGGUCACCCCUCCAUGAGCCGUCCUGGUAUGGACUACAACUCCAAAGGCAUGAUGGGAGGGCCCAUGGUGGGAAGGUCCAACAGUGUUCCUGGCACCAGAUCCAUGCUGCAGCAACAGCUAAUGGACAUGGGAGGUUCUGGUGAGAUGGGGAUGAGUCCGUUCGGUCAGCAGGUCCAGCCCAACCAGUCUCCGUCCUGGUCUGACAGUGUGAUGGGUAUGGAGGGAAACCACAGCAGGCGUCAGUUUGGAAACGCCCUGGAUGAGCUCCUGGCUCCGCCCACCACCAGCGAGGGCCAGAGUGAUGAGCGGGCGCUGCUGGACCAGCUGGACUCUCUGCUCAACAACACGGAUGGCAUCGCACUGGAGGAGAUCGACCGGGCCCUGGGCAUCCCCGACUUGGUCAGCCAGGGCCAGGGGCCAGAGCAGCAUGGUGAGCCCUUCCCCGGCCAGGAUCCUUCCAUAGUGCUGGAGCAGAAGCCUCUGUACGGCCAGGGCUACCCCGGACCCCCCUCAAUGGCCAUGCAGUCAGCCUACGGGGGGAGCCCUAUGCAGGGCCAGCCCCAACAGGGGGGCUUCGGCCCCAUGCUCUCCCAGAUGGGCCCAGGGGGCAGCUUCCCAGGGAUGGGAGGCAUGGGGGGUAUGGGUCACCCCCGUGCUAACAUGAUGAGACCCAGGAUGAUGAGCGCCACCAAACCCAUGAGGCUCCAGCUGGCGCAGAGACUACAGGGCCAACAGUUUAUGAGUCAGACUCGGCAGGGGAUGGCCAUGAAGAUGGAGAACCCUGGAGCAGGCAACCCUGGCUUGAGGCCGGGUAUGCAGCCUAGCAUGGGAGGACAGCCUGGCUUCCUGAAUGCCCAGAUGAUGGCCCAGCGUAGCAGGGAGAUGGUGACCAUGCAGAUGAGGAGACAGAGGAUGAUGAUGCUAAUGCAACAGCAACAGCAGCAGGCGGCAGCAGUGGCCGCUGCAGGGGGGUUCAGCCCCCCUCCCAACGUCACCGCCCCCGCCGGCAUGGACACCCCUAUGGGAGGCCCCAACCUGAGCCCCCAGCAGUUUGGCUACGGGGGAAACUACGGUAUGGCCCAGCAGGGUGACCCGUCGUUUGGCCCUGCGGGCAGCAGUCCCCCCAGCACCAUGAUGUCAGGCCGCCUGGGUCCUCAGAAUCCCAUGAUGCAACAGCAUCCCCAGGGCGGACCCAUGUACCAGAGCACUGACAUGAAGGGCUGGUCGCAGGGAGGCAUGGCCCGUAACAGCUCGUACCCCCAGCAGCAGUUUUCCCAACAGGGCAACCCGGGGCAGCAGCAGUUUGUCCAAACGGGCAACCCAGGACAGUACGGGGGCAUGAUGAUGAAUGGGGGCAUGCCUUCCAAUGGAGGGGGGGGGCAUAUGGGGCAGAUGGGGAUGAACCCCAUGGUGAUGGGACGUAUGCCGAUGGGGCCUGAUCAGAAAUAUUGCUGAACCUGAGACCAACGAGUGUGGUGGAACAGAACAGACUCACUGUGAUCCUUUCAGAGAGAUGAGUGCAGUGAUGUGUGUGUGUGUGUGUGUAGUACUCUACUCCCACCAGUUGGGGGUGCUGCUCUCUGGACUCGAGGCAAGUGUUGGCAGUCUCACAGCUGGAGGAAAAUAGACAGAGGACACACUAUUCUACUCUCACUUCUUGUACAUGAGACAUGCUAUGACACACACCAACACACACACACCCCAAAACAUCCAUGUAUCUAAAGACACACUGUGACACACAAACACACACAUACACAAACUGACGGAUCGAAAUUAGAAGACAUCCUCUCGUGGGAUGUGACUACCAUCAUGCCAAGUUCACCCCUGGCCAUGGGAAUUCUCUCUCUGCUUUGGAACGCUAUGAGAGAAGACAGUGUUUCCUAGUUCUGGUCCUGGAGGACCACCGUGUAUGCAGACCAUACAUCCCAUCCAGUCUCUGAAUCCACACUUAAUGAAUGAUAUAUAUAGUCCAUUGUUGGAGAAGGUGGGAGUUGAUUGUAAUCACUGAUACAUGGUCAGCUAUUUUCACAUCCUCCUAAUGAUUAAGAUUAGGGAACCCUGGUCCUAGAUCUGUGGUUAGGGGCAACUUCUACCUCUAUAAGCUAUAUUACUAUACUGAUGAGCAGACAUGUAGUCAAUAGCAUAUAGUCAAUUCAGAAGUACAACACCAGUCAAAAGUUUGGACACACCUACUCAUUCCAGGGUUUUUCUUUAUUUAACACUAUUUUCUGCAUUGUAGAACAAUAGUGAAGACAUCAAAACGAUGAAAUAACACAUAUUGAAUCAUGGAGUAACCAAAAAAAGUGUUAAACAAAUCAAAUUAUAUUUUCUAUUUGAGAUUCUUCAAAUUAGCAACCCUUUGAGUUGAUGACAGCUUUGCACACUCUUUGCAUUCUCUCAACCAGCUUCAUGAUGUAGUCACCUGGAAUGCAUUUCAAUUAAUAGGUGUGCUUUGUUAAAGUCCAUUUGUGAACUUUCUUUCCUUCUUAAUGCGUUUGAACCAAUCAGUUGUGUUGUGACAAGGUAGAGGUGGUAUACAGAAGCUAGUCCUAUUUGGUAAAAGACCAAGUCCAUAUUAUGUUAAAAUAAGCAAAGAGAAACGACUGUCCAUCAUUACUUUUAUGAUUUAACCUUUAGGUCAGAGAGGAAAGGAAGAUCCAGAGUUACCUCUGCUGCAGAGGACAAGUUCAUUAGUGUUACCAUCCUCAGAUAUUGCAGCCCAAAUAAAUGCUUCACAGAGUUCAAGUAACAGACACAUCUCAACAUCAACUGUUCAGAGGAGACAGCAUAAAUCAGGUGUUCAUGGUCAAAUUUCUGCAAAGAAAUCACUACUAAAGGAUACCAAUAAAAAGAAGAGACUUGCUUGGGCCAAUAAACACGAGCAAUGGACAUUAGACCGGUGGAAAUCUGUCCUUUGGUCUGAUGAGUCCAAAGGAGGAGGAGAAGGUGUGAUGGUGUGGGGUGCUUUGCUGGUGAUACUGUCAGUGAUUUAUUUAGAAUUCAAGGUACACUUAACCAGCAUGGCUACCACAGCAUUCUGCAGCGAUACGUCAUCACAUCUGAUUUGCGCUUAGCGGGACUAUCAUCUAUUUUUCAACAGGAUGGCUACCCAACACGCCUCCAGAAUGUGUAAGGGCUAUUUGACCAAGAAGGAGAGGGAUUGAGUGCUGCAUCAGAUGACCUGGCCUCCACAGUCACCCGACCUCAACCCAAUUGAGAUGGCUUGGGAUGAGUUGGACCACAGAGUGAAGGAAAAGCAGCCAACAAGUGCUCAGCAUAUGUGGGAACUCCUACAAGAUUGUUGGAAAAGCAUUCCAGGUUGGUGAAGCUGGUUGAGAGAAUGCCAAGAGUGUGCAAAGCUGUCAUCAAGGAAAAGGGUGUCUACUUUGAAGAAUCUAAAAUAUACUUUGAUUUGUUUAACACUUUUUUGGUUACUACAUGAUUCCAUAUGAGUUAUUUCACUGUUAUUCUACAAAAUAGAAAAUAGUAAAAAUAAAGAAAACCCCUGGAAUGAGUAGGUGUGUCCAAACUUUUGACUGGUGCUGUAAGUAAUUAAGAGGCAGCAUACAUACACAGUGGACCUGCAGGAGACUGGGUUAAGGUACGACAGAAAUUAAUUCUAGUUGGCUGUGAUUGCACUUUACGGAAAGGCUGUCGUCAAAAUGAUUGUGGCAAUAUUUAUUGGUCAUAGAGGCCUUUACCCAAGAAUUAAUGCAUAACAGCAAAUCUUGUUAAGUUUUUAUUUUAUUUUUGUGUUUGUCAGAGGAUGGAGACUAUUAUGAUUAGAAAUGGAUUACUGUGACGAUCAUUAUUCUAAAUGGUUAACCAAUGGAAAGGCAGUAAGCACAGAUUUUGUAGAACACUUUCUUCUGCAGUGUGUUGAUUAUGGGGAUGUUAGUGGAUGAAAAAGGUUCAGAUUAUUAAAGUAGAUCCUUAAAAUGUACUGACCUAUUUCAGAGUGCACAGUUACCCUCAUAUUUAUACAUCUAUUCAUAAAUGUAAAUAAGCAUUUUAAAAACGAAUGUGUAUAUUGUAUUUUUAAGGAGGAAUUUGUAAGAUUUACAUCUUGGUUACCUCAUGGAACACUUAAUAGAGAUGUGUUGCCAGUUAAUGAAUGAGUUGAUUCCUAAAGUAAUCCACACACUGUGAAAGAAAGGGUUUCCCCCAAUUUUAGUGUAUGUUUAUGCAGAUUUCUAGCAAUAAUCCUUCCUCUUGGUUCUCCUGUGAGGGCAAAGUGAAGCACCAUUUACUCAAAGCGAUGGUACUGCAGUAUUAGGAUGUGACUCGUCUCAUUUGGAAUUUUUGCUUUUGUCUGUGAAUACAAAUGUAAAUACGCUUCAAAUGUAUUAUAUAUAUAUAAAUAUAUGCUUUUGUAGGUCACAUACUGUUUUUGCAGAGAUUGUAAGGCUUGAUAUUUAAAGUAUAAUUUUAUUAUUCUGUCGUAGGUCAAAAUAACUUUUAUUUUCAAUACAAAAGGAAGGGGGUCUUUCUUUGAUCAAAACUGAAAAACUUUGGUUCAGUUUGCCUCAGAAAGCUACAACUGCAUCUUUUGUUCUUUCAGAAGCACUUUUUAAAAUGUGUGAUCUAUAAAUCAUAUAUUUCUCUUUUUCAAAGGCAUUUGCAUAGAUUUAGAGGUGCUUGUGUGAUCCUGUCAUUUUCUAUCAAUAGAUGUUUAAUUCAAAAGAGCAAACAAACACACACAAUGCCUAAAAGAGGUGACAUGUGAUUGUGUUAGACUUAGGGGGGUCCAUGUUUCUUACCAGUGUGUGGAUUGAUAUUUUUAGAUAGGGCCCUAUGAGUUCAAUGGCUCUAGUUCCAUUCCUUAUAAUUCCAUACUCUGUUAUUGGCUAGGCUACUUAGCAGCAACUAUGUGCUCACAGAUAGGCUAUUAAAGACCACCCAAAAGCCAUUGCAAUAUCAAUACUGCUUUUCUUCCCUUCGAUUGGGCACAGAUGCUGGGUUGUGGUGGUCAGUUUUACUGUAUGUAGGUUUUUGUGUUACGGUCUUCAACACUGCGGUUGGUUCUAUUUGUGGCUUUACUUUUUGAAGUCAGCUCAUAUUUAGGGAGGCUGUCGGGCUACACUAGAUGGUGAUUUGGAUUCCCUCCCUCUCUCUGUCUGAUCCUUGAAGGUUAUUUGGGGACAUUUUACAUGAUUUUAUGUUGAACCUUGAUUUUUCCUUGAUUUUGUAACAUUUUCUGUGAAGCUUUGUGAGAAAUCUUUUUAAGAUGUGCUCAAUCCAAAGAUUUGUGUUUUGUCAUUCUGCAGUGCUUAGAACCCGGUCCUAGAUGGUGCAAGUAAGCUAUUCAUGUGUGCAUUUCUCGGCUGCACACCCUACAUAGAAUAUGUUUGAAUUUAUGUAUUCCCAUUCCUACAAAACAGAGUUAACAUGGGUCUGGUUCUGCUGAAGUGAUUUUAAUCUUGUUUGUGAUUGUUGUUUUUUUGUUUCUUUGUUUUAUCUCUUAAAAUCUAUGGCCAGUUCUAAGUUGUGGUGCUGGAAACGGUUAUUUCAUGAGAUUGACCACUCAGAGAAGAAGCUCUUUAGUGGCACUAACCUGUGUGGUGAUACAAAACUAUCCCAUGGACUCUGAAGAUGACGGAUCGCUAUCUAUCUUUUAACACAAUGGAGAAUGUCUUCAAGCUGUUUUAUGGAAACAUUUUGGAAUAGCCUAGAGUGAAUUUUCAGUCUUGAUGAAGUAUAUUGAAAAAGAUUGAUCUACCGAAUAUUCAAAAGAACUAUGUUCUGUGCUUUUGCUUUUAAAAAAAGUAUCCCUCUCGAUUUAUCCUUUGAUUUAAAUGAAAAGAGAGGGGAAGAAAAUAUAAAAUGCUUGGGAAAAUAUACAGUCAUAAUUUCAGGAUGUAAAUUACUGUUGCAUUUUUUUCUUACUUGUUUCUUGAUGUUAAUAUUGAUGUAAAUACAAAUUUCUAUUUAAACAUUA